GCAGCCAGUAGAGAGCACUGAGCCAGCAGAGGAAUUCAACAGGUCUACCUAUAUAGACAUCUCUCUCUCUCUCUCUCUCUCUCUGUCUCUCUGUCUCUUCCAGUGUGGAUGUGUAGAGACUGCAUGCACUCAUUCUGUGUGAUGGAUGGAAUUAAAGGCUCCAUGGUUUGGAAAACAGUCACUCUGCAAUAACCUCAAGAAGUUCUGGCAUCUGGAAUAUUGCACCUGGGAGAUCAGUUUGGUGGAAUUUAAAGACAUCAGUAAGUAUACUCUUCAUUCAGCAGCGGUAGCUGUUUUUCCCCCGUCAUGAAGAGGUCUCUUCCCCUGCCCGGCUGGGUUAGAGCGGCGAGCUUGCUCCUGUGUUUGACCCGGACCGUCCUGGCCGUGGUCCUCACCAACUCCACGCAACUCGAGUCCAUCCUGGACAAGUACAGGGUCAAGGAUGAGGAGUGGUGGAGAGCCAGGUCGAGAGGGAAGAGGGCCAUCAGCGAGGGGGACAUGCACCUCAUCCUGGACUUGCACAACCAGCUGCGGGGUCAGGUCCACCCUCCUGCCGCCAACAUGGAGUACAUGGUAUGGGAUUAUGAGUUGGAGAGGAGCGCAGAGCACUGGGCACAUACCUGCCGAUGGGAACAUGGACCGAGCCACAUGUUGACACAAAUAGGCCAAAACCUUGGAGCGCACUGGGGCAGGGACCGCCCCCCUACCUUCCAUGUUCAGGCCUGGUAUGAUGAGGUGAGGCACUACACCUAUCCCUACUCCCAGGAGUGUAACCCACACUGCCCACUCAGGUGUUCAGGACCUGUUUGUACUCACUACACUCAGUUGGUGUGGGCGACUAGCAAUCGUAUUGGCUGUGCCAUCAACGUGUGUUACAACAUGAACGUGUGGGGAAUGAUCUGGACUAAAGCGGUCUAUCUGGUCUGCAACUACUCUCCACCGGGGAACUGGUGGGGUCAUGCUCCAUAUAAAUAUGGAACUCCCUGUUCUGCCUGUCCAGCUAGCUAUGGUGGAGGCUGCAGGGACAAUCUCUGCUACAAAGACGGGGGCGUUGACAGGCGACCAGCUCCUGAGAUUGAGGAGACCAACUACAUUGAACCUGAACCAGAACCAGUAAGGGACCGGGAUCCCCAACCCAGGGCCCAGACACCAGACCCCUCGCCCAAUGACAACCUAGAGAGAAACCAGGUUGUCAGCACAGAGCAGAUGUGUCAACAGGUCGACUGUGAGACCAAGCUGAGAGAUCAGUGCAAGGGGACGACCUGUAACAGAUACGAGUGUCCACCCGGCUGCCUCGACACGCCUGGAAAAGCGGUCGGGACUGGAUAUUAUGACAUGCAAUCCAGCGUUUGUGGAGCUGGUUUACACUCUGGUGUUAUUGACAAUGAUGGAGGAUGGCUGGAUGUGACCAGACUGGGCAGAAAACAACAAUUCACCAAGUCAUACAAGAAUGGUAUUCAAUCAAUUGGGAAAAACAGAAGUGCAAAUUCCUUCAAAGUAGAGUCGGUGCCUGUCAAGGCAGUAACAUGCGACACCACCGUUGCACUUUUCUGCCCUUUCAAGAAACCUGUACGACACUGUCCCAGGUUGUACUGUCCCAGGAACUGUCUGCGUGACAGUCGAGCCCGAGUCAUCGGGACAAAAUACUACUCAGAUAAAUCCAGUAUCUGCCGAGCAGCCGUUCAUGCUGGAGUGAUCCAGAAUGAGUCGGGAGGGUACCUCGACGUGAUGCCUGUGGACAAAAGGAAGCAGUACAGUGGCAGUUACCAGAACGGCAUCACCUCAGAGAGCCUGAUGAGCCCAACAGGUGGAAAAGCCUUCAGAGUGUUUGCAGUCAUCUGAAAAACCACUCUCAAAGGACAGAGUACCAUCAAACAUGGCCACUUCACAUCCAGCAAACCCACUCAUUAUCAUUUUACAACCUGCAAUUACAUUCAUUCCUACAGUAAAUAUGUACUAAAAGUGUUAACAUGGCUUCACUCAAGGCUUCCCCUCUUAAGUUUGGUCAUGAGUGACCCAGUGUCCAAUAAUAGCUUAGCAAAGGCAGUUUGGUGAAUGAUGAUCCUGGAUCCUAAAUUUCUAGUGCUGACCGUAAUAGUCACAUUGGGCCACGAUAUCAUGACUUCAUGCUUUUUAUCACCUAAGGUUGAACAUACACCACCAGAUUUAGCACCACUCCAAAUGCCUUCCACAGAGGUUUUUACCAAAGUAAUUUUAGAUGCAGUAUGCCUCAGCUCUCUGUAGACACACACUAGCUAAAUAACGGGGCAGUCAGAUACCGAGUCAUAAAAUCUGUUCAGACAUUUCAUGGGAACAAAAUUAGAAGACUGGUUAUUCAGAAUAUCCGUGCUGAGAUUAAAACGCUGAGUAUUUGAUGCCCACACACACACCAAAACACUGUCUUGUAUAUUCUAUGGAGGACCAAACCAGGCAAAUUAUUAAAGGUCCCAUAUCGUGCUCAUUUUCAGGUUCAUACUUGUAUUUUGUGUUUCUACUAUAGAACAUGUUUACAUGCUGUAAUGUUCAAAAAACACUUUAUUUUCCUCAUACUG
Messenger RNA from Sebastes umbrosus (honeycomb rockfish), 2552 nucleotides. Its product is annotated as cysteine-rich secretory protein LCCL domain-containing 1-like. The record is from RefSeq and is a predicted model, not a curated record. Bases 307 to 1842 code for a protein of 511 amino acids. Lineage: Eukaryota; Metazoa; Chordata; Actinopteri; Perciformes; Sebastidae. Gene Ontology annotation, cellular component: extracellular region. The transcript is spliced from 15 exons.